GAGACGGAACGGGAAUAAACUUGUACCAGUGUGCCAGAUCGAGCACAGGACUUUGUUUUUCUAAUUCAUUCUUCCUGUCUCCCCUCGACUCGACCCUGUUGGGACUGCCUAUUUUCUCUCAAGCUCUUUUUGAUAAGCUUGGAUCUCACCGGUGACAGCGCUCAGUGAGUGAGCGCGGAGAGAGAGAGAGAGUGAGCGAGUGAGUGCGAGAGAGAGAACAGCGGGGAGGAGACUGGUGUGUGUAUGCGGAGAGGAGAGCGAGUCUCCGGGCAUCGGCGGUGCGCCUUUGCGCGGUGGGGACCCUCGAUCGGACUAAACCGCGGUGGCCCCCCGGCGUACACAGGUUUUUUUUUUUUUUUUUUUCUUGGUAAAAUAACCUGGACCAUGACUUAUUUUGGGGGGACUCUGGGGAUGAUCUAGUGGUCCUUUUGUCAGAAUACGGGAUAUUGGAUCAUAUUCUCCACUCCACGCAUGUUAGAAGUGGAGAGAGGAGGGCUGGAUACCCACGGGUGUGAGAGUCCUCAAGUCGCAGCCACGGAUUACCUCCUGCCUGGGCAUCGCUUUACGGAGUAGGGACACAAAGGGGAGCGGGUUAUUUCUCUUGAUUUCUUCUUGCUUUGCCUUCUUUGGAGAGGAUAUGGCACCGUCGGCGCUGGAGAGAGGAGCGCACCCGGCAGAGGAGAGAGGAAACAGGAGCUGAAUGACAGGAUGCCAGCGACCUGAGACCGUACUCAGAUCAGUUCAAACUGCAUUCAAAGAAACACUUCUGCUUUAUUUUUUUUUGUCGAGUUUAGGCGGAAAAAGGACGAAGAAGAAUACUGCUCUAAACCCUUUUGAGGAGUUUUAUUUCCCUUUUUUGUGUGUAUGCGUAAUUUUAUUUUUUUUGGUCACAAACCAAGGAUGCAUUGUGGAUUGGUUUUUAUCCUGUUCAUGGGAAUCCUCUUGGUGGCCAGGGCUUUCAAAAACGAUAAAUGUGGAGACAACAUCAGAAUCACAAACGCCAACUACCUCACCUCGCCCGGCUACCCGACGUCUUAUCUCCCCUCUCAGAGAUGCGUGUGGGUGAUAACGGCGCCGGGUCCUCACCAGCGGAUCCUCAUCAACUUCAAUCCGCAUUUUGAUCUGGAGGACCGGGAGUGCAAAUAUGACUAUGUGGAGGUGCGGGACGGUGUGGAUGAGAGUGGACAGUUGGUGGGAAAGUACUGUGGGAAGAUCGCUCCGUCUCCGGUGGUCUCCUCUGGAAACCAGCUCUUCAUCAAGUUUGUGUCUGACUACGAGACCCACGGGGCGGGCUUCUCCAUCCGAUACGAGAUCUUCAAAACAGGUCCCGAAUGCUCCAGGAACUUCACCUCCAACAGCGGGGUCAUAAAGUCCCCCGGCUUUCCAGAGAAGUACCCCAACAACCUGGACUGCACCUUCAUGAUCUUCGCGCCCAAGAUGUCCGAGAUCGUCUUGGAGUUCGAGAGCUUCGAGCUGGAGCCCGACACGACGCCCCCCAACGGCGUCUUCUGCCGCUAUGACCGGCUGGAGAUCUGGGACGGCUUCCCAGGAGUCGGUCCAUACGUCGGGAGGUAUUGCGGGCAGAACACCCCCGGACGGAUCAUCUCCUACACGGGCAUCUUGGCGCUGACAAUCAACACGGACAGCGCCAUCGCUAAGGAGGGCUUCUCCGCCAACUUCACCGUCAUCGAAAGGACUGUUCCCGAGGACUUUGACUGCACUGAUCCUUUGGGGAUGGAGUCGGGUGAGAUAACGUCAGACCAGAUCGUAGCCUCGUCCCAGUACAACCCCAGCUGGUCCCCAGAGCGCUCCAGACUCAACUACUAUGAAAAUGCCUGGACGCCAGCAGAGGACUCUAAUAAGGAGUGGAUACAGGUGGACCUCGGGUUCCUACGGUUCGUCUCGGCCAUCGGCACCCAGGGCGCCAUCUCCCAGGAGACCCGGAAGACCUACUUUGUCAAGUCCUACAAAGUGGAUGUCAGCUCCAACGGAGAGGACUGGAUCACGCUGAAGGAGGGCUCCAAACAGAAGGUUUUUCAAGGUAACACCAACCCGACAGAUGUUGCCAAGACGAUGCUGCCUAAACCGACGCUGACACGCUUUGUCCGGAUCCGUCCAGUUACCUGGGAAACAGGCAUCGCACUGCGCUUUGAGGUGUACGGGUGUAAGAUAUCAGAGUAUCCAUGCUCGGGCAUGUUGGGCAUGGUGUCAGGCCUGAUCACCGAUUCCCAAAUCACGGCGUCCUCCCAUACAGACCGAAGCUGGGUGCCAGAGAACGCCCGUCUUCUGACCAGCCGGUCGGGGUGGACCUUGCUGCCCCAGCCCCAGCCCUUCGCCAACGAGUGGCUGCAGGUGGACCUCGGCGAGGAGAAGCUUGUGAGGGGGCUCAUCAUCCAGGGAGGGAAACACCGUGAGAACAAAGUCUUCAUGAAGAAGUUCCGCCUCGGCUAUAGCAACAAUGGCUCCGACUGGAGGAUCGUGCAGGACGCCAGCGGGAACAAGCCAAAGAUAUUUGAGGGGAAUAUGAACUACGAUACUCCAGAGCUGCGGACAGUGGAGCCCCUGCUGACCCGCUUUAUCAGAAUCUACCCUGAGAGGGCCACGCCUGCUGGGAUGGGCCUGCGACUGGAGCUCCUGGGCUGUGAGAUUGAAGCUCCUACUCUCCCUCCGACCACAUUGUUGCCCAGCACCACUCCAUCGGACGAGUGUGACGACGAUCAGGCGAGCUGCCACAGUGGCACAGGUGGGACCAUGAUACCAGAGACUACUACUGCUGAAGUGGACACCGUCCCAGCUUUCCUGUGGUUUGCCUGUGACUUUGGCUGGGCCAGCGACCCGUCCUUCUGCAGCUGGACAUCGGAGGACACCGGCUCUAGGUGGCAGAUCCAGUCUAGCGGGACACCCACCCUCAACACUGGACCCAACAUGGACCACACAGGUGGCUCGGGCAACUUCAUCUACACUUUAGCGGCUGGUACCCAGGAGACCGAGGUGGCCCGGCUGGUCAGUCCUAUGGUCAGCUCACCCGACUCGGACUUGUGCGUGUCCUUUUGGUACCACAUGUUCGGGGCGCACAUCGGCACUCUGCACAUCAAACAGCGAAAGCAGACCGUGGACGGACUGGCUGACAUCCUGCUGUGGACCGUCAGUGGUCACCAGGGCAACCGCUGGCGGGAGGGGCGUGUCCCUGUGCCUCACUCCAACAAACCCUAUCAGGUGGUAAUUGAAGGACUGGUGGAGAGAAAGAGCUGGGGGGACAUUGCUGUAGAUGACAUUAAGAUCCUCGAUGGCAUCAGCAUGAAUGACUGUAAAGAUCCUGAUGUACCCACUGAGCCCAUGCUUCCGGAGGACCGCUUCAAUGAAAUCAUUGAGGAGAUCACCGACUACCCAGACAUCGUGGAGAGCAAUGAGAUCAGCGGACCAGGCAACAUGCUGAAGACACUGGACCCGAUCCUUAUCACCAUCAUCGCCAUGUCCGCCCUGGGCGUCUUCCUGGGCGCCAUCUGCGGCGUGGUCCUCUAUUGCGCCUGCUCGCAUGGAGGCAUGUCUGACAGGAACUUAUCCGCCCUGGAGAACUAUAACUUUGAACUGGUGGACGGCGUGAAGCUAAAGAAGGACAAACUCAAUGUACAGAACUCGUAUUCUGAGGCGUGAGAUGGGAGAGAGAGCACUUGUGUGACUGGGCGACGUGCAGAUUGUGCACAAGACUUUAAGGCAUAUCCUCUCUGUAUCUGUGAGUAGGCGGGCUCAAUGGACUGUCAACACCGUAAACUCACUGAAUGAGGGACAGGUUCAGAAACCAAUGGGAGGUUUGGACUGAUCCACGCUUUUCUCAGGAGCUGCAGUAAAAAGAACCUACCAGUAGGGGACACUGUGUACAAAAUAAAUACAGAAAAAAUAUGUACAGAUGAUUUAGAUGAUAUUUUAAUUUUCUAUUUUGAUUUUCAUUCAUUUUUACAAUCGGAUGCUGGUGUUGAGACCAAUUUAUUAUAAUGUUUAAAGUAUUUAUCGUUUUCUGGGAGGAAACCUUUUUUAUUAUCAGUUCAUGAAGGCUGUUUAUUUUCAUGUUUUGAAAGAGACGUAUCAAAAUCCUAAAUGAACCAUAUCUGGCAAAACUGUAGAUUUGCCCCAUGGUGUGGCAUACAGUACAGGGUGUGCCCAUAACCCAUGACCCCUCCCCCUUCAUCCCUGUCUCUCUAAAGUGAGGGUCCCAUCCAUGGCAGUGUAUGGUUCUGACAGUGCCUUUAGUACAUCUUUGUUGGCCUCCUCUGUUGAUUUGGGUGUUUUUUACUGUACAUCACUUAAGUUAAAACAACAGGAAACAGGGGCACAUUAUCUGAUAAAUUUCUGCAAAACAGGAUCCAAUCCAUCAUAGUGCUUUUUUUUGUUUUGUUUUGUUUUGUUUUGUUCUUUUCUGUCCAAAACCCACACACUGUAAAUAAGUUUUAAUAUAUUUUAUUGUCCUUUUUAAAGAAAGUAAAAAGGAAAAAAGCUGCAGUAUCCCUUUUUUCAUGGGUUGUGUGUGUGUAAAUACAAUUGUCUGACUGUUUUGUGGAAGGUGCAGUGUUAUGGUUUUAAUUUUAGAUUCCUUUGCUCAGAAAGGGCAAGAUUUGUGUGAUGCUGGUGUUCAUGGCGAUUUCAGUGCACAUUCAAGCCUCGUGUCAUCAAAACACCCACUUCACAACAUCGCUGAAGGACUAAUGAGCCAAAAGGCAACAAGAACAAAAAAAAACAAAAAAACAAAACAACAACAAUUCGCAUUAUGAUCUCAUGGCAAUUAAACAUCUCUCUUUUUUUCUCCCCCUCUCUCUGUCAUUUUCCCCACCAGAUCUCUGGUGACCCAAAUACUUUUCACACUGCCUCAAACAUCUUAAAAUUGCUCAUAUUGAUAUUGGCAGAGGAGGAAGUAAAAGUAAAAAGUUAAGAAUGUCUGCCAACAAACCAAAAAACAAACAAAAAAAAACAAUCAUCAUUGCUUUGCUUUAGCUAAGGACUAGACUUGUUGGUCACCUCCAAAUGUCACUGUGGAUUGUUCACUGAAGAAGUGCUGUCUGGACAAUGCAGCUUGAAUGCACUUUGUCACUGAAUCCCUCGUAGUGGGAGUCUGUUAAAGGGGAGGGGGCGGGGCGGGUGGGUAUAACACAAUAACUGACGAAUGGUGCUAUCAUUACUCCAGCCAGUCACAUGAAAGUCAUGAUAACCCAGUUUGUGUUGUUCACAUGCUCUAUUGUAGCUUACGGUCCUUGGGGCCGCAAAGAGUUUUACGUGUUUUACAUGUAGCAGCCAUAACAUUGUGAUGUCAGAGCUGAUGUCAUUAGGAAGGGACACUGGUACAGCGGGGGAUCGAAUGGUGUCUCCUGAACCAGGUCACCCGGCCUCCCCCUCAGCUUUACCAAAGGAUGGUCACCCCCUUCUUGUUCGCCAGGGGUUCUCUCCAACACACUACGACUAUAGGACCGCAGUGCAACCACAGUCAUCACUCACACUGCAACUGAAGAUCACAAAAAAAGAAAGAAACAAGAACUGACUCCUGGCUUUGCCCUGUCAGAACCCCUCCCCCCCAAGAGAAAAUCAAGAGGGGUAACAAUAGGGCAACUGUAGAAAAAAGCAAUGUGUGAUGGCCUGUUUUUCUAUCUAUUUUUAAGCUUAAAAAAAAAAGUGCAUACGUCACCUCGAUGUGAACUCUUCAGAAUCUCUGUUGGGACCGGUGUUUGCAGAUUGAUGGAUGGGAAAGUCCCACCGCGAGAGUUUUUGGACAACCAAGGGAAGGGACUCGGCAUGAACUCAGUAUGAGAUUGACAGUAUCAGGACACAUGGGCCCGUAGGACCUGGAACUCAGUGGUUUUUGCACCACUACAAUCAGAGACUCGAUCCUGAAAAAGGGGGACGUCUUUUUACAUCAGUGUGCUUUGUAUGUCAUGUGCUGUGGUGAACACAUUCUCAGCUUGUUGGUUUCAAGUUCGACGUCCCACUCUCCGCAACCCCCACACCGUAAAAGUCUGCGCUUUCAGCUAUAGAAGCCUGUAGCUAAGACACCGUCUGCUAAACUAGAGAAAAAGGAUACUGUAGCGUGGACUCAAAAGAAACAAUGUUGCACUGAUAAAUAUAUUUAAGAAGUUUAUGUGUUUAUAGCGUUCAUUUGCAAAAAAAAGAAAAAGUCAAAAACAGAAAAAACACGUGUUGAUUUCUCUUUCAUCUUUUUUAUAUAUAUAGUUUCAGAUUAUGUGAUAUAAUUCUGAAAUGUAAAAAAAAAAAAUAUUGAGAUGUUUUCAUUAUUGAAAAAGGCAUAACAGAUUUCCCAACAGUAAUGUCCCUCCCCCCUCCAUUUACCUGGCAUAUUAUCGCUUCGUUUUGUACUGUCAUUCAGAUUUUGUGCAGAUUUUGUUUUUUUUUUUACAAGAACAACGACAACAAAAAAAGACUUUUAUUUUCAAUACUGCUUCUGUAAUUUGCUGUUGUAGGAAAAAGAUGAAUAAACAGCAAGGCCUUAAAAAUCAA
Molecule: messenger RNA, 6498 nt
Organism: Myripristis murdjan (pinecone soldierfish)
Lineage: Eukaryota; Metazoa; Chordata; Actinopteri; Holocentriformes; Holocentridae
Gene: nrp1a
Product: neuropilin 1a
Exons: 18
Coding region: 865-3654 (929 amino acids)
Biological process (GO): response to wounding; sprouting angiogenesis; positive regulation of filopodium assembly
Cellular component (GO): focal adhesion; plasma membrane; axon
Molecular function (GO): vascular endothelial growth factor binding; vascular endothelial growth factor receptor activity; semaphorin receptor activity
Source: RefSeq, a predicted model, not a curated record